Messenger RNA from Salvelinus fontinalis (brook trout), 5782 nucleotides. Its product is annotated as stromal cell-derived factor 1-like. The record is from RefSeq and is a predicted model, not a curated record. Gene Ontology annotation, molecular function: chemokine activity; chemoattractant activity. The coding region runs from base 129 to 425 and encodes 98 amino acids. Gene Ontology annotation, cellular component: extracellular region. Gene Ontology annotation, biological process: defense response; chemokine-mediated signaling pathway; immune response. The transcript is spliced from 4 exons. NCBI's taxonomy places the organism in Eukaryota, Metazoa, Chordata, Actinopteri, Salmoniformes, Salmonidae.
CACUUUCCCUUUCCUCCUCUGCAGCGUGCCUUGUAUGCACCGUGCAUAACUUCAACACUCCGACACACACUUUCACAGUGCGAUCUGGACUCUACAUUGAACAGAUUAUCGGACCGGUAUCGUUAAUCAUGGAUGUUAAAUACUUGGCGGUUAUGGCUAUGCUCGCUGUGGCGACAUACGCUCCUUUCUCACAAGCUAAACCCAUCAGUCUGGUGGAGAGGUGUUGGUGUCGUUCUACAGUCAACACCGUCCCCCAGCGCAACAUCCGAGAACUGAAGUUCCUACACACACCCAACUGCCCCUUCCAAGUGAUUGCCAAGCUGAAGAACCACAAGGAGGUUUGUAUCAACCCUGAGACCAAGUGGCUGCAGCAGUACCUGAAUAACGCCCUCAACAAGAUGAAGAAAUCCAAGCAGACCAACUAGAGCGCCUGCAGGAAGACCAACAGAUAUGUAACAUGAGACGUGUAGCUUGUAAUAUGUAACAUGUACUCUCCCGUCACGCACGCUGAACAGCACUUAUCCUGUCCAUCGCGGAACCAUCCAACCCACGGCUUUCCAAAACCACCACCCCUGUUACCAUCACCACCUGCACCCCUUAUAGACUCCACCCCUGCUAGUGCCAAGUGCAAUUAUAUCUGUGUGAGUGUAUGUUUUUAUAAAUUAUGUAUAUACCAUUUUUUCUUAUACUAUUUCAUCAGUAAAGAGCAAUUUUUUGUUGCUGUUUUGGCCACCGGCUUCUCUGUCAUUCAGGAGUUAGGACUGGGCUUAAAGUAGGCAUUGAUGGGGCUGAGAUGGUGAGAGAGGAAGGAUUCAUGACAGGAUUCAAGCCUCAAUCCAACUUUAUCAGCUUGUCCUGGGGAGUGUACAAGGUUCAACAGUACAUUCUGGGAAAGAUCCAAGGGGCAUGGAGGUGUUCACACAUGCAUGGCAGAGCCACUAGAACAUACUACCCUUAGCCCUCCCCCUCAUUUUCGAGUGUCCCUUGGUGGGGGAGUGGCACUCAAAUGGAGCAACCAGUGGUAGGGAGAGCUAUAAUAACACUUGGGAAUGGGACAUCGCUACAUCACUUGCGCACAUCAGAAACGGCCACGGACACCACGUAAUUCAUUGAUGAUGAACCUUGUGUUUUUCAGAAUGCCUAUACUGGCUGCAGUAAUAACUUUCCUUAUAUUUCUCAUGCAACAAAUAUGUACUUACCAUAUGAGUAACAAAUGAGAACAGCAGUAGUACAGAAGCAGGACUUUUAUUCCAUAGCAGUUUAACAGUCACAUUUCCUUCACAGUCAUUACCAGUGAAGGCACUUUAGCUAGAACAAUUAAAACAACUGUUCUCAACUAAUAUUUAUACCAAACAUUUUCAGGGUCCAUACACAGAUCGGCUGCAUAGCUACACAUCCAUAGCAUACAGGUAUUUUUAUCCUCCACUGCACACAAUAAGGAAGAAAAAGUUAGCUACUGCUACGCAGGGAUUGUAACCAAAAUUAUUUUCCAAUCUCUUCAUUCUGAACCACCAUUUUUUUGUUUCGUUCCACUGUUCCGAUUGGAAAAAUACAGUUCUGAACCGGUUUGAACCAAAAGAAAGGACUGAUUUUAUAUCGUUCCUUUCUAUUCGUUUUUAACCUGUGAAAUCAACAUUUAAAAUCAAUUAAAUCAAUCAGCAAAUGUCAAAGUGCUUAUACAGAAACCCAGCCUAAGACCCCAAACAGCAAGCAAUCCAGAUGUUGAAGCACGGUGGCUAGGAAAAACUCUCUAGAAAGGCAGGAACCUAGGAAGAAACCUAGAGAGGAACCAGGCUCUGAAGGGUGGCCAGUCCUCUUCUGGCUGUGCUGGGUGGAGAUUAUACGAGUACAUGGUCAUUAAGCCAGAUGGUUCUUCAAGAUGUUCAAAUGUUCAUAGAUGACCAGUAGGGUCAAAUAAUCACCAAUCAGUGCGGAUAGAGCAGGUAGGCUAGUUGUUGACAUGCAUGAUGGACAGACAAGUGUAGCCUAAGGCGCAAAAUGCGACUGAAAUUUUGCAGGUGGGGAGAGAGGGUUGAGGAGGAGGCUUGGAGCGCUGGGAAUCUUGUCAUGACAUGCAUUAUCUCCACAGAAUUAUGUCUAGGAGGAGCGACUUCUAAAGACAAACUUUGAAUGUCCUUUGAGCUAGCUAGCUAACAAGCUUGUGUGUGCAGUGGCAUCAGAAUUAAAAACACGUCUUACCUUUUGUAGUUAAUAAAACAUGAUAACUAGGCAUAUAGUUUCCUUAACUAGCAUUGAAAAAGUUUACCAAUUCUCUAGCUAAUUAAUCUCUCUCCCUAUCUUCUGAAUCAAGCUUGUAAUGGCAGUGCAGUAGCCUAUGCUUCGGUGGGGUGAGUGGCAGGUAGCCCAAGCACACACAAUCAAAUAGUUUUGGCUUGCAGGCAGACACUGAAAUAAGUGAAAGAGAGAGGGCUUUGCAUAGGCACUUUGUUGUGGGACUAGAAAAAAACUGCUUGGAAUGUAAAUAACGUUAUUAACCAAUGCUUUUAAAAUAAUGUUUCUGUUUCGGAACAGUAUGGAUCACUUUCGUUCCAGGUUUCAUUUAUGCUUCUUGAUUUUUUUUUUUUUUUUCACUUUUCAGUUCUGUUCCCUGAACUGGUUCCAAGCUCUGCUGCUACGUUACCUGCAUUGGCAAAUAUCUUCAAUCUCUAACGUUAAUGUUACAUUACUACAAUAAAGAGACUGACUUUGAAAUGUUUUUUAAUCAAGGCAAAAUUACAAACAUUCUACAUUCAAUUUGCAGUAAAGUUAGCCAGGUAUUUAGCUAGCUAGAUUCUUUACAUCAGCUGGAUUUCACAAGAUGACAGGCUGGAUUGUUCAGGAUUCCCUAAAACAUUAAACAACACAAAUUACAAUUCAUACAAAUGUCAAACGCCCAUAUAGCAAGCUAAAUGUAUAGCUAGUUGACUAAUGUUAGCGAGUCAGCUAGAUAGCUUGUUAAUAAGUAGAUUUUCGUGAAUUAACUUUGACUUAAAAUAUGCAGAAUCACGUGUCUCUAGAUUAACUAACAUAUUUCUCUGAACUGUAAAUGUUUUGCACGAUUCAUUAUGAAGUAAUCAUGCAUCUCAAUUUCCUUCGUUUGGAGGGCCAACUAAAUCUUUUUCUAUUUAACUAGGCAAGUCAGUUAAGAACACAUUCGUAUUUACAAUGACAGCUUACCAGGGAACAGUGGGUUAACUGUCUUGUUCAGGGGCAAAAUGACAGAUUUCUAUCUUGUCAGCUCAGGGAUUUGAUCCAGCAACCUUUCGGUUAUUGGCCCUAGCAACCUUUCGGUUAUUGGCCCACCACUCUUACCACUAGGCUACCUGCCACCCCUAACUAGAGAGCUGAAAAGGCACUACCCCUCAAAGUUGAAUUGGAACAGCACUACGACUCUGAGGAUUGAGGGAUUGCACAAAAUGGAGGGGGAGGGCUAUAGGGGGGUAUUGGGAUUGAGCCUAUGUCUGCCUAUGUCUACACACAGGAGUGAUUGGACAUCCAGGUCUAGUACCCAAUCAACCAAUACUUUUUGUUUGGUAUCCAGCCAUGCUGCAUGUUGAAGUAUUUUAUAUAAACAGUCUUAAUGUGAAAAGAGUCUAGAUGUUAUUCUCCGAGCAGCUUCAGAAGAGACACAGAUAUACUGUUUGCCAAAAUUCAUUGGAGAUUUAGAAUUUCAGUCAGCGACACAUUGGCACUAAAAGUUCCAAGAUAAUGACUCUAGUUAGAAUUAUAAUUACAAUGUUGUUGUCAUGUUUGGUGCCAACAGUUGGUUGAUAACUGUGGCUCUGGUAGUGAGACCAUGUAUGACCCGGUCACUGCACGUGUGUGUUUGUUUGUGUGUGGGUUUAUGUAUGUGAACGUGUGGGCUGUUUUAGCUGUUAGGGGAACACGGUCAAUGAGAGAUAAUGUGGAAUGAUAUGCUGCUGUUGCAUUUCCGGUCUCUCUGAAAAUUCUAGAACAUCUGGAGUCAGAACUCUGCUAAUUGAGCGACCAAUGAGAGGGUAGCGGUCCGCAGCUCCGUCACAGUUCUGGAAACAUUAAAGGAGCAGUAUGUCCAGAUUUUAUUAAAGGAACAGUUAACCCAGAUUGUUAAAAUAACAGUACGUCCAUAUUACAUUAAAGGGAUAGCUCACCCAGGUUACUUAAAAGGGAUAGUUCACUCAGAUGACUAAUAACUUUGUAGUUCAGGUUUCCCUUUAAUUCUGACAUUGAGAUUUUCAUACAGUAAUGUACUCUGGUCAAACACAUGCAGUGGGUUAACCAAAUCAUGUUUGUUGUCAGCCAGACUACCAUGUAAAUGUGUCAUGCAACAUUAUGGAAUUUAUGAAGUAUCGUAUUUAGCAAACCACACACUAUGAAAAUCAAUGUUAUAGGAGGUAAUAUAGAACACGUCAUAACCUCAUCAGCGGUUGUAGUGUGAUAGUAUUAGUAGCAGUGUAAGUAGUGCAGGGACCAAUAAUUGAAUUACAUUUUUUAAUUGGGGGGGACUCAGUUGGGGUCUCAACUCACUGUUGAGAGUUAGAAUAAUAGCAUACACAAGGUGCAAUUUUUAAAUUUUUGCAUUAGCAUUCACUCAGUUAGCUCAUGUCAGCGAUUUUUUUUCCAAAUGUAUUUAUUAUUGCUAAAUUAGUCUGGCAGCCAGCUAUCUAAACUUGUAGUAAGCAUGGUCGUAUUACAGACCGGGGUGUGGCCCAUUGAUCAUCAGUUGUCAUACUAAAAACUGCAAACCCUAUUGCUGUAAAUUAGCUGUAAAUCUGUUAAUUCCUCUCCGCCCCACUGUGAAAUAAGUAGAGGGCAUGAAUUGAGGGCAUGCAGACCCACGAGCCACUAUGUCCCCUCAUGAUGAAUUUAAAAAAAAUGUGGCCCCCACCCCCAUCAAAGUUGCCCAUCCCUGAUCUAGUGGAAUAGAGUGGCUUGGUUACCUAUUAAAUGUCAAAUACUGUAUGUUAUUUUGGAUACCGAUGCACUUUAUGUCCAACAUAUUCAUUAAUUUUCAUUUACAUUUUAGUCAUUUAGCAGACACUUAUCCAGAAUCUUAAAAGGUCUACUUUGGGCAAAAUAAAAUAAAAAACGUCUUUAAACAAUUCAUUGAUCAAUGCACCAUCAUACCAGGUCAUUUAAUGCUUGAAAAAACUUGAUGAAUAAGAUAUUUGACUACAGAAGUGCUAUUUCUUACCGAUCUCUACAGCUUCCAUCCAAAAACAAAUCCUGUGAAAUUACGUCAACACAUACUGGAGAAGUUACUGGCUAGCUACAGAGGCUAGCUUAGCUAACAAACUAGCUAUGUUGGUCGUCGCGCAUGACCAGAAUGACCCACCAAAGGCACACCCCAUUUCUGUUUUAAAAUGGAGAAUGGGGUGGAGUUGGAUGGCUUUUUUGUGCUCAAAGUUGACCUUUAAGAUAGCUGGGUGACACAACCACAUAUCACAGUCAUAGCAACAACAACAAAAAUCCCUCAAUAAAGUAGUUAGCAACAAUACAUAACUUUAGAAUGUGAUAAUGAGAACAAGAAUAGGAUCCACAUUAGUCAACUGUUGUUUUUGUACUUUUUUACUUUACAUUUUUUUGUACUUUUAAUGUACUUUUUCAUAUAUAUAAUCUUAAGUAUGAGACAUCACAUUUUCAUUUUGAACCUUUAUCUUUCCAUAGGUUAAAGAUGUACUCUUUUAUACGUCAAACACACAACGUUCUUAUGAAGGAGCUAGAUGUAACAUUUUAAUGUUAAACUGUAUAUUGUUGAGUUAAACGUAGUCUUUUAACCAUGAAUAAAAAGUAUUAAUUUCUA